AUGCUAAUGCUAAGGGAUGACCAGACUCCUAAAGUUGGAGCUAGCUUGAGCCAAUCUAAACUAAGGAAGAUUUCAAUUGUUGGCAUUAAACCCAACAUACCUGACCUGAAUGUGAAACCUUGUUAUGAUUCCGAUGAGGAAGAAAAAGGAGAAGUUACAAAUAUAUUUCAGAAUCUUGCAGGUUUAAAAUCUCAUGAUGGAUGCUAUGUUCAUCAUAAGCUUUUGUACGAGCUUGAGGUCGAGAUCUUUGCUCGUCUUCCAUGCUUUGAAUACUGGAAACUGCAGUUUCUUAACAAGAAAUUUUUGCAGUUGUUAAAAAGUGGUGAAAUUUUCAGGGUGAGACAAGAAAAGGGACUUGUGAAACCCUCCGAGAUUUUGCAUUCAGGGGCUGGAUCAAAUUGGGAAAUGUUUGAUAAGGAUUUUAAAACCUUUCAAAGACUUCCUAAAGUACCUUCUUCUGACUAUUGCUUUUUCCACAGCGAUAAGGAAACAAUAUGUGUGGAUACUCAACUAAUUGUCAUUGGAAGAGAAAUAGAGGGAAUUGUGGUGUUUUGCUACGAGCUAGAGAAUCAUAAGUGGUUCAAAGGUCCUUCAAUGAUCACACCGAGGUUCAUGUACGGUUCUGCUAGCCAUGGAAAAACCGCAUUCUUUGCAGGAGGCAUUCAAAUGGAUGACAAUGGAAACCCUAUUGUUGUGUGA
Molecule: messenger RNA, 699 nt
Organism: Brassica rapa (field mustard)
Lineage: Eukaryota; Viridiplantae; Streptophyta; Magnoliopsida; Brassicales; Brassicaceae
Product: F-box/kelch-repeat protein At3g27150-like
Cellular component (GO): cytosol
Molecular function (GO): protein binding
Source: RefSeq, a predicted model, not a curated record